Molecule: messenger RNA, 1923 nt
Organism: Polypterus senegalus (gray bichir)
Lineage: Eukaryota; Metazoa; Chordata; Cladistia; Polypteriformes; Polypteridae
Product: sodium-dependent phosphate transport protein 2B-like
Exons: 12
Coding region: 1-1923 (640 amino acids)
Biological process (GO): sodium-dependent phosphate transport; intracellular phosphate ion homeostasis
Cellular component (GO): apical plasma membrane; vesicle; brush border
Molecular function (GO): sodium:phosphate symporter activity
Source: RefSeq, a predicted model, not a curated record
AUGACAUCUCAUUCCACUUCAGGGUUACCCUCUACAGAGGAAAAUGGAAAGAUAUCAAUAGAUUCAUCUGCAAUAAAUGAAAAUGACCAAGUACCUUUGGAAGACUAUGUUCCCUUACCUAUAUAUUCUGUUGAACCUGACCCAUGGGCACUUCCAGAACUGCAGAGUGCAGACGUUAAGUGGAAGGAUAUGGAUACUAAAGGGAAGAUUCUCUCUCUUCUAUUUUCUUGGGGAAGAAUACUUUUGUUACUUGGACUCCUUUACAUUUUUAUCUGUUCACUGGAUGUCCUCAGUUCUGCUUUUCAUCUUGCAGGAGGUAAAGCAGCUGGUGGCAUAAUCAAGGAUGACUCUGUCUUGAGGAAUCCAUUGGCUGGACUGAUGAUUGGAAUUCUAGUAACGAUAAUGGUCCAAAGUUCAAGUACCUCAACUUCUAUUGUAGUAAGCAUGGUAUCCUCUGGACUGAUAAAUGUCAGAAGAGCCAUCCCAAUAAUUAUGGGUUCAAAUGUUGGAACCUCUGUCACCAAUACCAUAGUUGCAUUAGUACAGGCUGGUAACAGAAAUGAUCUCAGAAGGGCUUUUGCUGGUGCAACUGUGCAUGACAUGUUCAACUGGCUUUCAGUUAUUGUGCUGUUGCCAGUCGAGCUUGCCACUGACUACAUAUAUUACAUUACAAAAAUAAUAGUGGACUCCUUUCAUAUUGAAAGUGGAAAAGAUGCUCCUGAUUUACUGAAAGUCAUUACCAAUCCUUUAACAAAGGUUAUUAUCCAGCUGGAUAAAUCAGUUAUCAGCGGAGUCACCAUUGGAGAUCCUGUUGCAGUUAAUAAAAGUUUCAUUAAAACCUUUUGUAAAACAGUUACUAAAAUGACUGUUUUGAAUGUAACAGUUCCUGGCCCUGAAAACUGUACUAAAGGAUUCUGCUGGACUGAUGCCCAUUUAACUUGGACAUUGAAAAACCAAUCACAAAAAAUAGGUGUUGAAAAAUGUAAUCACAUUUUUGUAAAUACUGCAUUGUCAGACAUUUCUGUUGGCAUUAUCUUGCUUAUCUUUUCAAUUCUUCUGCUCUGCACCUGUCUAAUUGUCAUUGUCAAGGUCCUUCACUCCUUGGUGAAAGGGAAAGUUGCUGCUGUCAUCAGAAAGACCACUAAUGCUGAUUUUCCAUUUCCAUUUGCAUGGGUGACUGGAUACAUUGCCAUUUUUGUUGGUGCAGGACUAACUUUUAUAGUUCAAAGCAGCUCUGUUUUUACAUCUGCAAUCACCCCACUAAUUGGUAUUGGUGUGAUAAGUAUUGAAAGGGCAUACCCACUUACUUUGGGCUCCAACAUUGGUACAACCACAACUGCUAUUUUCGCAGCACUCGCAAGUCCUGGAGGGACUCUUUCCAAUUCACUACAGAUUGCUCUUUGCCAUUUCCUUUUUAACUUGUCAGGAGUCCUCCUCUUCUAUCCCAUCCCCAUCACUCGUCUACCCAUACGUCUGGCAAAAUUCCUGGGUAAUCAAACUGCAGUGUACAGAUGGUUUGCUGUGGUAUAUUUGAUUAUAUCCUUUGUUAUACUGCCUUUAACUGUGUUUGGACUCUCGGUCGCAGGGUGGCAGUACUUGACUGGAAUUGGCAUCCCAUUUAUUAUGUUUGUUAUAGCUAUAAUUGUCAUUAACAUUAUGCAGUCUAAAUGUCCAAGAUUCUUGCCUAAUAUACUUAAGACAUGGGACAAUUUUCCUCUUUGGUUGCAUUCCCUGAAACCCUGGGACAAGGCCAUAACCUUGAUGUUGGACUUGUGCAAAAACAGGUUCUGUUGCAAAUACUGCCACGAUAAAUACUGUAAACUAAGUGGCAUCUCUGGAGUGAAGAAGAAUUCGGUAACGCCCAUUAAUAGACAAAAUGCUUCCCAAGGAAACCUGAAGGAGGAUAUUGUGAAAUUUAAAUAA